AAUUUCAACAGUUUUCUACCGAUAUGAGUACGAAAGCGCGGAUGCUCGGAAACCGAUAACACGAGGAUAUAUACAGUACAUCUCUGGUUGAGGCAAGAGCAAACUCGGCUUUAAAAUAAGAUUUAUCGUGACCUUAAUUAUUGAACAUUCCAAAGCUUGAGCUGCCAUAACUCAAAUUAAUUUAACUGCGUCUACACUACCACUAUACUCUUGUUAGUUAUUGUCACAAGUCUGGUCUUUAGUAUGCCCCACCAUUUUAAAAGCCAAGCGCCUGAUUGACCCAAACACCAUUGGCACAUGGUACAAAUAAAGUUUCCUGCACCUCUGCUCUCGACACCCAACUCCAGAUACAUAUGUAUGUUGACAUUUUAAAAAGAAACAGGAGAAACAUUGGUUAGAAGGUAUAUUUUCAGUCACACAAAUUUACCACUUGGUGCUUAUCUACCGUUACAACGUGGUCCUAUGUAGCCUGAAGGGGUACCGGUGCUUGUGAAAUACACUUACUGACUUAGCCAGACAAGUCGUGUAUUUUUUAUUAGAUGACGGCAAUGAGUUGUGGCAUGCACAAGUUAUAGCACCUUAUACUUCCAAACAAAGACACGAGAGAAGGUAUUUGAAUACAGAUACUAACCAUGGCACAUACAGGAGAGCAGCCACAUAAGUGUGAUGUCUGUGGUAGGGGGUUUAAUAAAUCCUAUAACUUUCAGACACACAUCAAGACACAUGCAGGAGAGUCGCGCCACAAGUGUGAUGUCUGUGGUAGGGGGUUUAAUUCAUCUCAGCAUUUACAGACUCAUGCUAGGACUCAUACAGGAGAGAAGCCUCACACGUGUGAUAUCUGUGGUAGGGGGUUUAAUCAGUCACACCAUUUACAAACUCAUAACAGGAGACAUACAGGGGAGAAGCCUUUUGAGUGUGAUGUGUGUGGUAAUAGAUUUAGAGAAGCACAAAGCUUAAUGAAACAUCACAGGAUACAUACAGGAGAGAAGCCUUACAAGUGUGAUGUCUGUGGUAAGGAGUUUAGUUUGGCACACCAUCUACCGCGACACCUCAUGACGCAUACAGGGGAGAAGCCUCACAAGUGUGAUGUCUGUGGUAAGGGGUUUAAUGCGGCACAAAGCUUAAAGGUACACCUCAUGACACAUGCAGGAGAGGCACCAUAUACAUGUGAUAGCUGUGGUAAGGGGUUCACUGUGGCACAAAACCUACGGGCACACAUCAGGAUACAUACAGGAGAGAAGCCAUACAAGUGUGAUGAGUGUGGAAGAGGCUUUAAUCAGCCUUCUGCUCUAGUGACGCAUGUAAGGAUACAUACAGGGGAGAAGCCAUACAAGUGUGAUGUCUGUGGUAAAAAUUUCAUUAGCUCAUCUGCUCGAACGAUACACCUCAGGAUACAUUAGGAGAGGAGCUUUACAACUAUAAUUUUUUAUUCUGUGGUAAAGAUUUUUGUGGUAAAUAGUGUACAAUUUUUUUUGUGGUGAAUAGCCUGCAAGCACCACAUGUACAGGACACAUCACAUACAGCAGGCAAAAACCCUGUGAUUAUGUGGUAAGGGUUUUAUUGUGUCACAAAAAGCCUACAAAGGCAUGUCAGGACAUAUACAGUGAUACAAGUCUUACAAAUACAAGAUGUAUGUUGGGUUUAGUCAGGUAACUACCCGAAACAGACACAUCAAAACACACAGGAAAGAAACUGUUAUGGCUGUUUAAAGAAAGGGACAAAAUGAACAGUGUGAUGAUAUUUUGCCAGUAGCACUGGGAUGAAGAGCU
Molecule: messenger RNA, 1769 nt
Organism: Mizuhopecten yessoensis (Yesso scallop)
Lineage: Eukaryota; Metazoa; Mollusca; Bivalvia; Pectinida; Pectinidae
Product: zinc finger protein 239-like
Exons: 1
Coding region: 633-1400 (255 amino acids)
Biological process (GO): regulation of transcription by RNA polymerase II
Cellular component (GO): nucleus
Molecular function (GO): RNA polymerase II cis-regulatory region sequence-specific DNA binding; DNA-binding transcription factor activity, RNA polymerase II-specific
Source: RefSeq, a predicted model, not a curated record